Rosa rugosa (rugosa rose) is the source of this 557-nucleotide messenger RNA. RefSeq lists its product as uncharacterized. The transcript is spliced from 3 exons. Lineage: Eukaryota; Viridiplantae; Streptophyta; Magnoliopsida; Rosales; Rosaceae. The coding region runs from base 49 to 318 and encodes 89 amino acids. The record is from RefSeq and is a predicted model, not a curated record.
GCAAGAGAGGAGGAAGAAGAAGUAGUUGGGAGAAGGCAAGAAAGCAAGAUGGCGAAGCGAGUCGGAAGCAGGAAAAAGGACGACGAGUCUGCAUUGACUCGGACUGUCAACUCGGUCUUUAGCUUCUUCAGAUUCGCCGAGUUUGAAAUUCUGUUCGUGCUCUUCUUCGUUAUCGCCUUCAUCAUUUUCAAAGAUCUCCCAUUUCAAGGCUCUCCCACAUCCUUUCCCUCAUUGUCCACUUCUUGUAUCUGCUGUAUGUGUGGGGAUCUUCAGGGGAUAAUUGGAAUCAAGCUUUCUGACGUCGCGGCCGGAAUAUAGUCAGAUUCUCGUAAAGAAGCCUGACGGAGGUGGUUUUUGGCCUUACUAGCUGGAGAUCUCAAGAUUGGAUAAACAGUUUUUGGUGUUGAUUAUGUGCUUCUAUUUUUGUUAGUGGAAACAGAAUUCCUUGCUGUCCAUGUACUUUCUUAUUGAAUGUAAUUAAUAUGUGAUUAUGCUUCUCCCCAACAAUGUAAUCUCUCUCUUUAAUCAUAAGAUCAUAAUAUUAUCUUUUAUCUUAA